Caenorhabditis remanei is the source of this 1080-nucleotide messenger RNA. RefSeq lists its product as uncharacterized. The record is from RefSeq and is a predicted model, not a curated record. The transcript has 7 exons. Bases 1 to 1080 code for a protein of 359 amino acids. Lineage: Eukaryota; Metazoa; Nematoda; Chromadorea; Rhabditida; Rhabditidae.
AUGGAUACACUAAUAAACUUGCUUGAAAUCAAACAAGAAGACGUAGCAGGAGAGGAAGAAGGCAAUGGACACUCACCGCAAUCUCACGAUAAAAUAUCGACAAAACGAAAAAGGAAAUCAGAUUUAAGAACUUCGCUCGAUCAGUCAAUCAGAAACGGAAAAUUCAAUUUGCUAGUUGCUGGAUUGGCAAUUCACAAUGCAUACGAGAACGGAAGACCUGGAAUUCCUCAAGACAUUGCUGCGUUUGCAGCAAAAAAUGCAACGUGUGUUCCGUUUCCUCAAAUGCCAGAAUGUUUGUCAUCAGAUCCUCUGAAUAUGAAUUCUAUGAUGCAUGGAUACGGUUUGGCUGCUCAAUUAGCUAUGGCGGCUGCAAGUAAAACUUCGAAAGCAGUUCGAAUCAUAACUCCAACGAAGGAUAAUUUCAACUUCGUCUCCGAUUCUCCGUCAUGUGUCAAAUCAGUGUACUCAUACCCAUCUACGUAUCCAUUUUCAGGUGAACUAAUCGCAAUUGACUCGAUUCCUUUGAUGGAUUCAAGUACUCCUGCUCACAUUCGACUUCAAAAUUAUCUGUUCCAACUUCUUGGAAAAUCGUGUAUAAAUCGACCUGAUAUCCAACGUUUCUGGAUUAUUCCUGGAGAAAAGAAUCAUCGUUACGGGGAUCCGAAACCAUUUCCGAAAGAGUUGUUCGAAAAUCUUCAGCAGCUAUUCUUGGAAUUCUUCCAGUUGGACUAUGAUGAUCUCGAUGAACCGGAAUAUUGUGACGAGUUUUCAGAAAUGCUGAUUCUGAGAGAACACCCAGAUUACGAAUCAAAAAAACUGAAGUUUGAAGAAAUGUCAGCAGCAAGAAAGGUGUUCAAAACAUCCAUUUUCUUAUUAGAAUUCAAAGCAGCUCUCAAAGAACUUCGCCAUGGAACAUUUGUUUUUACUAGUGGAACAUCCGAGGGUCAUUUUGCAAAAAGACAGCGACACAUUUCAAAAAGGCUGCUUAACCGAGAUGAUGAGCACAAAGAAAAUGGAGUUCUUCCAAAACAAAAAGAAAUAAAGAGAGAAAAUGACAGUGGUGUUGCAGAUGUGGGUUGA